GGCACGUGAUUGGUGACGCAGACUGAUACAGGCAGCGGCAAGUGGAGUCUGAGUAAACAUGGCUGCGUUUUACAAAGCUAGAAAAGCCCUGGCCCGGUUUGUCAGUGGCUGCAAGUCUUUCUCAUCACUUGCUGAGCUACCAGAGAUGCACCAGAUGAUGAGACAGACCUGUAGAGACUAUGCAGACAGAGAGCUGGCUCCAAUAGCUGGCAAAUUAGACAAGGAACAUCUCUUUCCUGCCCAACAGGUUCAUGAGCUGGGUUCAAUGGGGGUGAUGGCUGUUGAGGUUCCCGAGGAGCUGGGAGGAGCAGGGAUGGAUUACCUGGCCUAUGCCCUGGCCGUGGAGGAGAUCAGCAGGGGCUGUGGCAGCACGGGGUGUGUCGUCUCAGUCAACAAUUCUUUGUACAUCGGGCCCAUACUGAAGUUUGGAACACAGGAGCAAAAGGAACAGUGGAUUACUCCCUUCACGACCGGAGAGAAGGUUGGCUGCUUCGCACUGAGUGAACCAGGUAAUGGCAGUGACGCGGGCGCGGCGUCCACCUCCGCCAGACAGGAGGGAGAUGAGUGGGUCCUGAACGGUACUAAAGCCUGGAUCACCAACAGCUGGGACGCCUCGGCUGUCGUCGUGUUCGCCAGCACUGACAAGUCGCUCAAACACAAGGGUAUCAGUGCAUUCCUGGUGCCCAUGCCUCACCCUGGACUGUCCCUGGGGAAGAAGGAGGACAAACUGGGCAUCCGAGCAACCUCCACGGCCAACAUCAUCCUGGACGACUGUCGGAUACCCCUGGGCAACAUGCUGGGCUCCCCCGGGGCCGGCUUCAAGAUAGCCAUGCAAACCCUGGACAGUGGACGUAUAGGCAUAGCGUCCCAGGCUCUGGGAAUUGCUCAGGCUGCGCUGGACUGUGCUGCAGACUACGCUCACAAACGCACUGCCUUUGGCGCUCCCAUUGGCAAACUGCAGGCUGUUCAGUUCAAGCUGGCAGACAUGGCUGUAGCUGUUGAAAGUGCUCGUCUCCUCACCUGGAAGGCUGCAAUGCUAAAAGAUGCCAAGAAACCCUUCACAAAGGAAGCAGCUAUGGCUAAACUGGCAGCGUCUGAAGCCGCUACCUUCUGUAGUCACCAGUCAAUCCAGGUUCUUGGGGGAAUGGGUUACGUGACGGACAUGCCCGCAGAGAGGCACUACCGCGACGCCAGGAUCACCGAGAUCUACGAGGGCACCAGUGAGAUCCAGAGGCUGGUGAUAGCCGGCCAGCUGCUUAAGGAGAACGCGCCAUAGAGGCACAAAGUGGCAGGCUGUUCUGUAUACGUAGUGCAUCUGGAGAAAUGUCUGUGGGCCUGGGUGGUGCACUAUAUGGGGUGAGGGAGCCAGUUCAGCUUGUCCUGUCACAGCCUCUACACCGUGGCUACGCUCAGGACCGUUCUUCAGCCUGGCAGCUACUGAACUGAAGACAUGCCAGUCUUGAAGACAGUCUCACACUGCUUUGGGUAGUAUUUGUUUCUAACUGCAGAUCCAGGAUAAGAUGGCCCAAUGUCUGAAUCUGAAAUGUUGUGGAGAAAAACCUCUAACUCUGCACUAGUGGAUAAAAACAUGUUCAUCUACCACCCCAACAGGGACACAACCAGGCCUGCCUUCAGGAAAGUGUGGAAACACCCUGCAGCCUUUAUCGUACCCAGUGUUGAAGUCAACAUAUGAAUAUAUGCAUCUUCCAUUCUGCCUUUUAUUUAUUGUCUGCUAAUGGUUUCGGUUAAGACUAUGUUAGCUAGCGGAUUCGCAUCCUUAUUCCAUGUAGGUUGAAGAGGACAUGGUUCUUUGUUCUGUCCAAAUCAGGAAAUGCACUACAAAACGUUGCCACCACUCUUUAACAUACAUAGACACAUUUCAGCUCUGUUCAUGGGAUUUCUACAGUGUCUGGUAUGUGCUGAAUACGCAGCUACAUCUUUCCUAACUUCUAAACUUGUUUUCUGUGUGAUAUCAGGUGCCUAUUUAAGCCACAUGAGGGCAGUAUAGUGUCUUUAUUGUUCAGCCUUCACCAGUGAUAUCACAAUAAUCCCGUUUCAACACUUGGCCUCACUACUUGCUCUUUUCAUUGGUAAUAUUUGUUAAUGAAAAAUUUUAGUUAUAAACAGGAAUUCCACUGUAAUGUUUUAACAUUACCAAUGAAAGAUUAGGCUGUCAUGUUGAAACAGGAUUAAUGAUUAAAGCUGGGGAGAUUUAUUUUAGCUGGGGAGUAUUGUAAGAGUUUGUUUUCACACAAUUUCUUUUGGCCUGGGAACUGCAACUACUGGAAAGUGGUUAAUUGUUCAGCAUGUUUUUAUCCAUUUGGUUAUAAGGGUUAUUGCAUUCAAUUUUUUCUAUCAGUUGUAUAGUGCGAUCUCUUCAGAUGAGUGCAAGCUGUCUAUUCACAACAUUGGCUAACUAGAGGGUGUUGGGCUGUUUAGUGAAUUCAUAGGCUGUUCUUACAGUGAUGCUGCUUGCAUCCCAAGCUUGUGCCUUAACAUAAGCUGUCAGUGUACAUAUUUUAUCAUAAUUCAAAUUGUUUCAAUUAAUUAAAUUAUAAUUAAAUUAAAACAAGGUCACAAGAAUGUAUUCCGCAUUGAUGUAAUAAUGUUGACAACUUAUAAUAUUUGAGUAUAAACCUUGCCAAAGAGAUGGCCAAAUCAAGCAUA
Molecule: messenger RNA, 2667 nt
Organism: Esox lucius (northern pike)
Lineage: Eukaryota; Metazoa; Chordata; Actinopteri; Esociformes; Esocidae
Gene: acads
Product: acyl-CoA dehydrogenase short chain
Exons: 10
Coding region: 59-1276 (405 amino acids)
Biological process (GO): butyrate catabolic process; fatty acid beta-oxidation using acyl-CoA dehydrogenase
Cellular component (GO): mitochondrion
Molecular function (GO): flavin adenine dinucleotide binding
Source: RefSeq, a predicted model, not a curated record